UGACAGUCGGCGAGGGGCUAUAAAUAAGCACGCAACCGAACAAAGCGAGCUGUUUUGGGGAAGGUAGUGCACUUGUUUGGUACUUGCAUGUAAUCGCCCUUUUUUUCUUAAACUAAGGGGUCAGGAUCCCAGACUGACUGCGGAGGGGUAAACACCUGGGAAACGAAUGAAGAAACACCUCUUGCUUCUAUUCAAAUACAAAGGACUCGUGCGAAAAGGGAAGAAAAGUAAAAGACGAAAAUGGCCAAGUAUAUAUUGCGGAAGGCUGAACCCAAGGACGUCUCUGAUAUACUGCGACUCAUAAAGGAACUUGCAAAAUACGAAGACAUGGAGGAUAAAGUGGUCUUGACGGAGAAAGAACUGCUUGAAGAUGGUUUCGGUGAACACCCGUUCUACCACUGUAUGGUUGCAGAGGUGUCCACAGAGCUUCAGACCCCUGAGGGUCACACCGUUGUUGGAUUUGCCAUGUAUUAUUUUACAUAUGACCCUUGGAUUGGAAAACUCUUGUACCUUGAAGACUUUUAUGUCAUGAAAGAAUAUAGAGGCUAUGGAAUUGGGUCACAAAUCUUGAAGGAGCUAAGCAAUACAGCAGUAAAAACCCGCUGUAGCAGCAUGCACUUCAUUGUUGCAGAGUGGAACAAGCCAUCAAUAGAGUUCUACAAGAGACGUGGUGCUUCUGAUCUGUCAUCUGAGGAGGGGUGGCGUCUCUUUAAGAUCGAUAAGGAGUACUUGCUGAAAAUGUCAGCUGAGGAAUGAAGUGCAUGAAGAAUGGGUGUAGUCUGAGCUGGCCAUACUGGCAGUUGUGUGGUGGAGUUGACAGUUGUGUGUGUUUUUUUAUUUCCCCCAUUUAAGCAGGAGUGGAAAGUCGUCUGUAGUUUUACAGUUACAUGCUACAUUUUUCCAAAAAGAUUAACAAGGUGGGGGAGAGGGGGCCUUGUGUUGUGUGUGGGGUUGUUGUUUUUUUUUGUUUUUUUUUUAAACAUUAAGUCUUGUCAUGUUCAAUGAAAAUGAUGAUUUUAGUUGAGUGGAAAUCAAUUUGAUUUUAAGUUUGUUGGGCUAAUUUAGGUGAGGGAUACAUUGUACGUAGGAAGGCAGUUUUCACCUCUGUAUUAUGUCUCCCAAUGCUCUUGAUGUUUUGGACACUUGAACUGCCGUAAUAUGGACUGCAGCUUGAGGCUGAUCUUAUUAAAUAUCGCUCAUAGGUAGUCUUUUUAAUUGGCCCAGCUGAAAGGGAUGUUAGACAGCACGUGAAAAGCCCAAUUUUUAAAAGCUCAUUUUUUUCUUUGCCUUUUGAAUAUAUCUGAUGUUCAUGUAAAUAUCCAACAUAUGCACUUGAUUGAAAGCAAUCUUUUUUUUUUUUGUUUUUUUGGUUCUUUCGUGGCCAUUCUGCCUGUGAAGCGUGAUGUAAUUUGUCACACUAAUUAGGGAGGUCAAUAGACAUUUAAGUUUUUGGAACAUAUUACCCCUUUAGUAGACCUAAAACUUGGGCGCCAAUUGUUUGUAACAUUUGUAUAAAGGAUUAAAUGUAUUUGUCACUCUGCCUUUUAAUGUUUCUUUCAUUUUCUUUCCUCAUACAUUCUCACUGUUUUGAGAGGAAGGGUGGGAACAAGUAUUAUCCUAAGACUAUCCCAUAGGUAAAUCCUACAUUUUGUUUGUUCAAUAGAAUACAAUAUAGUUUAGUUUUUCGGCAUUCUGGAUAUUGUGUGUGUGUGUGUGUGUGUGUGUGUGAACACAGUUCAAAAAAAAAAAAAAUCCCAAACAUGAUACCAAGACGCAAACUGAAAGAUUCCUUGUCCUCAUACUGCUGGCUCAGAGGACACUUAUUUGAUUGUGUUAACGGUGUAGUUUCUCUUUAAUUUUACAACAUGUUUGGUAUUAACAAAGCAUAUUUUUCACACAGUUUAAAUGAGUACAAUGUAACAUCAUUUGAGAAUGGUUUUAUAGGCCCCUGAAAAAAUGAGUGCUUUUCAUCUAUGUAAUAAAAUGAAAUGUAUCAGAAAAAUGGCUUUUGGUGCAAAUUUCAUCUAAACUUCAUAGUACCUUGAAUGUGGUAAUUUUACAGUUUGUGCUAUUUACUUUCAGACAUUGCUUAUACAUCUUUUUGAUAUUCUUACAAGAAUUAAAUCUUCUGGGGGGGAAAAAAAGUUUUAGACCACCAUACCAAAUAUUUUGAAAGCAACAGAUAUUAAGUGAUGCCUGCUCUCUAGUUCUUUUCUCAGUCUUAAACUUGCAAAUUCAUUUUUAGGCCAUCUGUCAUUUUAA
Molecule: messenger RNA, 2262 nt
Organism: Polypterus senegalus (gray bichir)
Lineage: Eukaryota; Metazoa; Chordata; Cladistia; Polypteriformes; Polypteridae
Product: diamine acetyltransferase 1-like
Exons: 6
Coding region: 241-756 (171 amino acids)
Molecular function (GO): N-acetyltransferase activity
Source: RefSeq, a predicted model, not a curated record